CUGUAUGUCAAUUAACCAUCAUGGCAGUAACAUGUGGAAUUUUCAUUGCCUCGCCCCAGGGGCCUGUGCCUGUGUAUCCACCUGCUGUUUUUUUCCUAACCCAUGCCCUCUCUCUCUUUCUCUCACACACUCAUUCCCUCCCUGUGGCAUUAUUCUGAGCCAGCCCGCCACUGGCUGACUCAGAAUGCAAUGGUUUAUUGUUUGUCAUUCAGCCAGCUGUACUGCAUGGGGCAGCAGUCAUAGCUGUCAGUGACUGAUCUCCUCUCCAUGGCCUGUCGCCCCCCCGACUCUGGCUCCUACACCGUGGUCAUCAUCCCAUUCAGGACCAGCCUCUGCAGCCUGGACGCCUUUCGCUUCUUCCUAUGGGUUAAGCGUCUGAGGGAUCUGGAGAAGGAGAAGGACGCACUGUGCUCCGGUCUGGAGAUCCUGGAGAAGGCCCGUCUCUGGUACCUGCAGCGGCUGAAGGAGAACAGAGUCAGACAGGACAACACCGAGCGUAACGGUGGGGUCGUCUCCUGCCAAGAAGGUGCAGCAGAGGCUUGGUCCUGCCUCCUAAGGUCUCGUAUCCAGCGAGUGAAUGGCUCUCUGGGCUCAGUGAUGAGUGAGCCCAGUGUCUGCAGCGGCAGCCCCUCUCUGCCUGACGCUGUGGCAGACAGCAACCUCCGCUGGCACAACACGGUACUGACAAAGGAGGUGAGUGACAAGAAUCGUCAGAUCUUCAAGUUGGAAUUGGACAAAGACGCUCUCGUUGAACAGCUCAAUGAACUGCAGGCCCAUUGAUUGCAUUUACACACACAAGCUCUAGUGAAAACUCACAUUUAACUUUUUUGUCACACAGGUGCUAACUUUGAACUCCUUGUAAAUAUGUAUUUAAAUGAAUAAAUUACAGUAAAAGAUGCGUCAA
Molecule: messenger RNA, 904 nt
Organism: Etheostoma cragini (Arkansas darter)
Lineage: Eukaryota; Metazoa; Chordata; Actinopteri; Perciformes; Percidae
Gene: sapcd1
Product: suppressor APC domain containing 1
Exons: 4
Coding region: 268-780 (170 amino acids)
Source: RefSeq, a predicted model, not a curated record